Carassius carassius (crucian carp) is the source of this 1797-nucleotide messenger RNA. RefSeq lists its product as uncharacterized. Gene Ontology annotation, biological process: regulation of mitotic cell cycle; negative regulation of apoptotic process; protein autophosphorylation. Gene Ontology annotation, cellular component: cytoplasm. The record is from RefSeq and is a predicted model, not a curated record. The transcript has 12 exons. Lineage: Eukaryota; Metazoa; Chordata; Actinopteri; Cypriniformes; Cyprinidae. Bases 1 to 1797 code for a protein of 598 amino acids. Gene Ontology annotation, molecular function: ATP binding; protein serine/threonine kinase activity.
AUGAAGACGUGGAAGUUUGGAUCUCCACACCGUCUUCCAGAGGAGAAGAAUCUCAACAUCCUGGCAAAUAGAGGCCCAGAUAGCCACGGAUGUGAUCUCAGCACACCCCCAAAACCCAGCAGCAGCACAGAGGAACAACAUCCUCACGAGAGCACUGCUGAUGCUGCUGUGGGAAACGACCAGGAGAGGAAGGUGAUGGAGAAAGUGAAGAAGAAAAAGAAGUGGUGGAGGGUGGCCUCUUUGUUUGGAGCUGUGAAGAAACAUCUGAAGCGCAGCUCGAACCCAGUUCAGGGUGAAGAAGAGCUGCAGCAAGAGCAAGAGCAGAGUGAGGGAGUGAAGAACCAGAAAGAACAGAAAGCCAGAUACAGUGAUGCAUCUUGUUUGGUCUCUAAUUGCCACUACCAGCUGGGUGAUCUGCUGGGUGAAGGUGGAUUUGGUUCUGUGUAUGAGGCUAGACGUUUGGAGGAUGACCUUAAAGUGGCGGUCAAAUAUGUUAAUAAGACCAAAAACUACAGGGAAAGUUUAUACAUUCCUGGAUUUCAGCAACUUGUUCCACUGGAGAUCGCCCUCACAAUCCUGGCAAAUAAAGGCCCCAGAGUGCCAGAGAUCAUCCAGCUGCUGGACUGGAAGGACUACGAUGACCAUUUCGUCAUGAUCCUUGAAUGUCCCUCUCCUUGCGAGACUUUGGAAGACUUUGUGGGGCGUCAGGGUGGAAGUCUCAACGAGAGCUUAGCACGGCGAGUCAUGAUGCAGGUGGCUCAGGCUGCGAACGUGUGCUGCCAGCGCCAAGUGUUCCACCGUGACAUCAAACUGAACAACCUUCUCAUCAACAACCAGACACUUGAAGUCAAACUAAUUGACUUUGGGUGUGGGGAUAUUCUGAGGACAACAGUCUACAUGUCAUACUCUGGCACAGCAACAUACUCCCCUCCUGAGUUUCACAUAAAGGGAAAGUACCACGGCAAGCCUGCGACGGUUUGGUCACUGGGGGUUCUGUUAUUUAAAAUAGUGGCUGGAUAUUAUCCAAGUUUCUUAGAUCUGCACAUACUCAAACUGAACCUCUGGUCCAAAACUGGUCUGUCAAACGAAUGCUGCAGAUUGCUCCGCGUUCUCCUGCAAAUAAAGCCAAAGAACCGAAUUCAACUGGAGGAAAUCCUUUCCCACAAGUGGUUUACGCGACCUUGUCGAGUUCAUCCGUUGACGGAGAGUCAGGUGUGUGAUCUCAACACCCCCCCAAACCCCAGCAGCAGCACAGAGGAACAACAUCCUCACGAGAGCACUGCUGAUGCUGCUGAGGGAAACGACCAGGAGAGGAAGGUGAUGGAGAAAGGGAAGAAGAAAAAGAAGUGGUGGAGGUUGUCUUCUUUGUUUGGAGCUGUGAAGAAACAUCUGAAGGGCAGCUCGAACCCAGUUCAGGGUGAAGUAGAGCUGCAGCAAGAGCAAGAGCAGAGUGAGGGAGUGAAGAACCAGAACCAGUGUAAAGACAGAUGCAGUGAUGACUACACUGUCAGACACAACCUCGUGAGUGAUCAGCUGUGUGAAGGUGGAUUUGAUGCUGAGGCGACACAUUUGAAGGAUGACCCUGAAGUGUCUGUGAAACAUCUUAACAAGACUGAUGAAGACGUGGAAGGUUUAUACACUAGGAGAAGGAUCUCAACAUCCUGGCAAAUAGAGGCCCAGAUAGCCACGGAUGUGAUCUCAGCACACCCCCAAAACCCAGCAGCAGCACAGAGGAACAACAUCCUCACGAGAGCACUGCUGAUGCUGCUGUGGGAAACGACCAGGAGAGGAAGGUGA